AUGAGGGGGACAGGUGCUGUGCAGAACGCGAGACAUGGACGUCUUCAAUCGGUGCAUGGCGUGUUAUAUUACUCUCCGAACUGCAGCAGGGAGCUUGUCUUACAGGAGGACCCCUUCCUCUCCGCCAAUGUAAACCCGUUUCAACCGGCGAAACGUCGCACACUAGGUCAACCUACCUCCUCGUCGUCUAACGGCCCAGCGCAAGUGACCUCACAUGAGAAGUUCAGACAACGUUAUCCCACCUUUGAAGAAAUCUCAACCCCCCGGUUGUGGACGCUCCCGUUUGGAUGGAUGGCUUUCGUUCCAUUGCGGUAUUGGGACCAAGGAUACCCUUUCAAUCGCCUCAAGCGUAUCCCCCAUCCCCUAACCCUUGGAACUGAGGGGGACUUGACGUACUGUUUGCCCGAUUCCUUCCUCCACAGCUGGUCCAAGCUGGAGGCCGAGCUAUUCGGCGCUGUCACCAAACUCAAGUCAAAAUUCACGGCUCCCAUGGUACUCCCUUUUCUGCCGUGGGCUCAUGGAUACCAGCAAACGUUCAGAAAUCCGAGGAGUUAUGACCGGUGUGUCGCGUUUUCGAGGGACUGGUUUUCGGUUUGGUGGGGGGCACUGUCUUUUUUGAUUGCGUAUGGCGAAUCGAAACGCGAUACUUUCACUCUCAACAGCCGUGUCCCAGAGUGGCACGCCGAAUUGGAAUCAGAGGUAGAGAUGGCGUGGAUUGACGGUGUUUUUCGUUCCUCUUUGAGUGAUUUCUCCUACAACGCAAACCGAAUCGGGUGUAUCGUGGACAUCGUUAACCCGCCGGUUGACCAGCCAACUAUUUCGUGGUUGGUGAAUCAUGGAAUACCGGUGUGGUACCGAUGGGGACCUGUGGAAGUUGCCUCGGCAGACAGUUCCCUGGCCCCUCCUCCCGAAAUGCUCACAGGACCACCCGAACGACCACUCCCUGCCGAAGAGAAGCCCCCGACAACGUCUUCCCUCGGUGCAAGACACCACGAAGGUGCAAAGCCCGAGCCGGCCUGGGUGGAACACUUCAAACGCCACGAACGCUUACAUGCGCGGAUGAUGGAAAAAGAAACGGCAACAGAGCGUCAGUCCCGUGAAGAUAGGGCAGCCAACCCGCCGGUUGCUAACGUACGGGUGUACGAGUGGUAUCCUUCUGAGAGAGAUCCAGACGUAUUCGAGCGAGUCGCAGCUGGAGUAAAGAACUCGAGAGACACCCUGGCCCUUUACAGCUCCCGUCAGAAAAUAUUCGAUGCGUUUUGCAGAGAAUGGGACUGUUGCGAAUAUUUUGGCGAGGGUGACGAAGAGAUUGACCUGGAAGAGUGGGGUCCGGAGGACUUGGACCUCCCAUUACCUGAAUCGCUGAGGAGAAAGAUUACCCAAGCCUACAGUGCAAAUGUUGACGACGAGGACGAAGAGGAAGUGGGUGCGGUGGUGGAGGAGUCACCUCCUUCAGCUUCGAUGGCGGUGGCACAGGCGGGAGGAAGUCGGUCAAUAUCUGUCUUUGAGCCACUCAAUCUAGCAGAGGAACCAUCGGCCAUUAACACGACGCUUGUUGAAGACGAGGAGGGCAUGUUCCGGGUAUCGACAAGUUGGUUGGCAGCUUGUUUGGAAGACGAGGUCAAUAAAACGUUGGGGCUUCACUAUGGAUUCGUCCCUCCACUGCCCUCAGUCUCUAUCGCUGCUGACGACGGGCCCAGGGCACGGAGGGACUUCUAUCGCCUGCUUGGUCUCUGUGACGACGAAGAACAGCCCGAAGAGUACUUCGCGUCCAUCCACUAUCGAUCAGCUCUUCAAUUCAUAAACUCCCAUUCGAAGCGGAAGUCUCCUCACCCAGGAUGUUGGGACCUCAAGGACGAUGUCGUACAUCCUCUGAAGCACCGGUCUCGCCUUUGUAGUCUCCGCAUUGUCUCGAUACCGCAGUAUGGAAACGUAGACGUUGUUGACAAGGGCCUGUCCGACUGCGUCCCUCGUUACUAUUAUUUCGACCCCCCAGAGACAAGCAAGGUUUGGAAGCUGGCCGUCCUCAGUGGAGCGGAUGCACUGUUUGUGUGUCGUCUGGCUGAGGACUUCAAUGAAGACGACAUCGUCUUUGCCCUCGCGCAAAAAGGGAUACCCUUCCGACUUUUCUUCCCUCGUCACCACAUCCCCGCCCCUCUUUACCGCACGCCUCCCUACAAUCCCCUCCCAGUCAGAUCAUUGCGUCAUAAGUUCACAAAAGCCGACUACGAAAGCUACAUCAAUACUAGAACUCUGGUCCUGGCUCAGCCCCAUAUGAGUGCCGCACUGCGUCGUGGGGGGAUUAUCUGGCGCCUGGCUGUCGCAACACUUGGUUUGGGUGACGUGCAGAAACCACCUGUGGGGUGCGGGGCUACCGUCUCUAUACAACUUCAAAACGGCAACAGGGAAUACGUGGACGACAGCUUGACGGCAAGAGAGCUCGAUUUGAUAUGCGGGGCGUAUCUUUGCAUCGACGAGAGAACGGGGGUGACCGCUAUGAAGUCUUGGUGGCCGCUUUCGCGGGCAUACGAACGCGCAGAUUGCGGAGACAACUACGGUCGUUGGUGCAGCCGGAGGGAGGAUUGGUAUUUGCGACGACUACGGGACAUAGAGAAUGGCGUGGAGAGCUCGGACCAGCCUCUUGCAUUCCAGCAGUGGAAGUCAGCCUUGCGAGGCAUUACGCCUAUACGCAAUUUCCACCUGAGUAUACAAACGUCGUCCAAUGCUUUCAUUGAAGAUCAUAUCCAGUCUCAUAGUCGUUAG
Molecule: messenger RNA, 2763 nt
Organism: Coprinopsis cinerea okayama7#130
Lineage: Eukaryota; Fungi; Basidiomycota; Agaricomycetes; Agaricales; Psathyrellaceae
Exons: 3
Coding region: 1-2763 (920 amino acids)
Source: RefSeq, a predicted model, not a curated record